This is a messenger RNA of Physcomitrium patens, 5552 nucleotides long. RefSeq names its product ABC transporter G family member 29. Gene Ontology annotation, molecular function: ATP binding; ABC-type transporter activity; ATP hydrolysis activity. The record is from RefSeq and is a predicted model, not a curated record. Gene Ontology annotation, cellular component: membrane. Lineage: Eukaryota; Viridiplantae; Streptophyta; Bryopsida; Funariales; Funariaceae.
GACCUGACUGUUGUUUUAAAGGGCGCGGCCAGUGCGGCACAGAAUUGCGAAGGUGACUGCCAUACUUCUAAUUUUGGCUUUGUUUCAGCUGGAUGUCAUACUCACGAAAGCCAUUUGAUAGUAGCAAGAGUAUCAGUAGACGGCUGCUCAUGAGAUUGUCCGUCGCAUGUAGAAGCUGAUUGCAGUUGCUUCGUUUCUCUGGAGAAGACUUGGCGACCAUGGAAGUUGAGUUGAGUAUUUGGCACUCUCCAAAAACGACUGCAUUACUGCAUGGAGCUAAACUUCUACUAGUUGAAUCAUGUCUCCGGAAUUAGUGAAGGAAUGAGGGUGGCUCCAGGGUAUAAAUCUUGCUUGCGGAGCUCAUUUCCCCGCCAUUCUGGUAAUUUUCUUUCUGCAUUGAAUCCUCUGUUCAGCGCUGGCUUCAUUGUGUCGGGAUUGUACAGAAGUCUGUCGAAAUUGGUGAUUUUUGCUUCAAACUGGCCAGUGUUCGAACUGGUGUGGAUAGAUUGUUAGAAUAGAGAACUGGGCGCUGAAGAACUUGAAGCAAAUAAUAAGUUAUGGCGAAUUCGGAGAAUAGAGGCAAAGAGGUGGACGAGGUGAAGGACGUCCCCACGCCGCUGGUGAACCGCAGCAGGCGGAUGUCGGGCUCCAUGUCGCGGAGCACACGCGAGAGCCUUUCGAACUAUCCCACGGCCUUCGGCGCUAACCCUCUGGAGUCUGCAUUAAGGCAAUCGAAUCAUGCCUAUGACGAAGAGGCGCUUCGCUGGGCCGCUCUGGAGAAGCUCCCCACUUACGACCGGCUCCGGACGUCGGUUUUCCAGAAGCACAGCGGCAGCGUGCGACAGGUCGACGUCAAGGAUCUCUCUAAAGAAGAUUUCCGGCAUCUGCUGCAGAAAGCGCAGCGGAAUGCGGAUGCCGAAGACGAGCAGCUCAUCGUCAAGCUUCGAAAACGCUUGGACAUGGUUGGAAUUGAUCUACCGACGAUUGAGGUUCGAUACGAGAAUUUGUCUAUCAAAGCGAACUGUUAUGUGGGUAACCGAGGAUUGCCAACUCUUUGGAAUACGUUGCUGAACAUUGUCGAGGGGAUUCUGGACGUCCUUCAUCUUGCAACCUCGAAGAAGAAAGUAAUCACGAUUUUGGACAACGUCAGCGGCGUCAUCAAACCCGGCAGGAUGACCCUGCUCCUAGGCCCACCCAGCUCGGGGAAGACGACGCUUAUGCUCGCCCUUGCGGGAAAGCUUGACAGCAGCCUGAAGGUGAAGGGAUCCGUGACCUUCAAUGGUCACACCCACAAGGAGUUCGUGCCUCAGAAAACUGCCAUGUAUGUCAGCCAAAAUGACCUUCACAACGGCCAGCUCACGGUUCGUGAGACUUUGGAUUUCUCAGCGCGAGUUCAAGGCGUUGGAACACAGUACCAUAUACUGGAAGAGGUCGUGAAGAGGGAGAAAGAGGCCGGCAUUCGCCCUGAACCGGACGUGGACACCUUCAUGAAAGCAGCGGCAUUGCCGAGCAGCAAUGGUAGCCUUGCGGUGGAGUAUGUUCUAAACAUGCUAGGGCUUGACGUAUGCGCGGAUACCAUGGUCGGAGACCAAAUGCGGAGGGGCAUAUCCGGAGGCGAGAAAAAACGAGUCACAACAGGGGAAAUGAUUGUCGGCCCCACGAAGGUCCUGUUCAUGGACGAGAUCUCCACAGGCUUGGACAGCUCCACCACAUUCUCCAUCGUGAAGAGCCUGAGCCGGUUUACACACUCCAUGUCGGGCACUGUCUUUAUCUCGCUGUUGCAGCCAGCUCCAGAGACUUUCAACCUCUUCGACGAUGUUCUUCUGAUAUCGGAAGGGCAGGUCGUGUACCAUGGUCCCAUAGGAAACGUGGAGGAGUUUUUCGAAUCGUGUGGGUUCAAAUCGCCAGAGCGCAAGGGCAUCGCUGAUUUCUUGCAAGAAGUAACCUCGAGAAAAGAUCAAGAGCAGUAUUGGGCCCACAAGCAGAAACCAUACCGAUACGUUUCCGUCAAGGAAUUUGCGGAUGCGUUCCACUCUUUCCACGUCGGUGUCAAGAUGAAGGAAGAUCUCUCUGUACCUUACCCUAGAGAGAAAAGUCACCCUGCAGCAUUAGCCAAAGAGAAGUACUCCAUUGGGAAGUUUGAGCUGCUCAAGGCUUGCUUCCAGCGCGAGCGCGUCCUCGCGAAACGAAAUGCUAUUGUGAACAUCGUGAAAGCGGUUCAGAUAACGGUGGGUGCAUUCAUUUCCAUGACCACCUUCUUCCGCACUCGUCUCAAUCAAGACACACUGAACGAUGGGAUCCUUUACUUGAACGUCCUUUUCUUCGCAAUUGUCAUCUUCUUCUUCACAGGAUUCAACGAACUCGCGGGCACCAUCGGGCGGCUCCCGGUUCUCAUCAAACAGCGUGACAUGCUCUUAAGCCCCGCAUGGGCUUACUCUAUCUCCGCCAUGAUUUUGAGUAUCCCCUCGUCUCUGGUGGAGGUCGGAAUCUACACGAGCAUGACGUAUUUCGUCACGGGAUACGCACCGGACGCCGGUCGCUUCUUCAAACAAUAUCUCGUUCUGUUCUUGAUUCAACAGCAAGCUGGCGGCAUGUUCCGCUUCGUCGCUGGGUUGUGCCGGACCGACACAUUGGCCUUCACAUUGGGUUGGAUUAUGAUCCUAUUGCUUUUCAUGCUCGGAGGUUUUAUUAUUCCUCGCCCGAGCAUCCCAGUGUGGUGGCGAUGGGCCUAUUGGGCGACUAAUAUGGCGUACGCCGAGCAAGCCAUCAGUGUGAAUGAACUUCUCGCCCCUCGAUGGCGGAAACCUAGCCCUGGGGACGCCACCACCGAAUUGGGAGUUGCGGUUCUGCAAAGUCGUGGUCUGUUCCCAUAUUCUUACUGGUACUGGAUUGGAGUCGGAGGUCUUUUUGGCUUCUACGUCUUAUUCAAUCUUGGGUUCACUCUUACCCUUGGCUACAUGCCUGCGAUUGGAAAGAAGCAAACCAUUAUGUCUGAGCAAGAGCUCGCUGAGAAAGAAGCAACAACCACAGGAAUAGGCCUGCCAAAGUCAGCGUCCCGAUCACGAUCUCGGUCCAGGAAGUCAAUAGACUUGAAGUCUAUUUCAGCUGCGAUGAUUAGGGCUGAAGAGGCACCGACGACACUCAGCAGAAGCAGGCGCUCUUCGAAAAAUCAUGCUGAGAUUGAAAACAAGGCAGCUGAAGAUGAAGAUAAGGUGGUUCGCCGCGGAAUGAUACUGCCGUUUCAACCGUUGAGCAUAUCAUUUGACGACGUCUGUUACUAUGUUGACAUGCCGGCGGAGAUGAAGUCGGCCGAAGUUACAGAAUCAAAGCUUAAGCUGCUUUCGGGUAUAACGGGAGCCUUUCGACCGGGUGUGCUUACGGCUCUUGUGGGAGUUAGUGGAGCUGGGAAAACUACGUUAAUGGACGUGUUAGCGGGACGGAAAACAGGCGGCUACAUCGAGGGUGACAUUCGUAUCUCGGGCUACCCAAAGAAGCAGAAAACAUUUGCCCGCAUCUCAGGGUAUUGCGAGCAAAAUGAUAUCCACUCUCCUCAAACGACUGUCCGUGAGGCUCUCAUUUACUCUGCAUGGCUUCGUCUCAACACAGAAGUUGAUGAUGCCAGUAAAAUGGCGUUUGUGGAUGAGGUCCUGGACUUGGUAGAGUUGACGCCGCUAGAGAAUGCUUUAGUCGGAUUGCCAGGCAUCACAGGGUUGUCGACAGAACAAAGAAAGAGGUUGACCAUUGCUGUGGAAUUGGUUGCGAAUCCCUCCAUCAUAUUCAUGGAUGAGCCCACAAGUGGGCUCGACGCCCGUGCAGCCGCCAUUGUCAUGCGAACUGUUCGGAACACCGUCGAUACAGGUCGAACAGUCGUCUGCACCAUCCAUCAGCCCAGCAUCGAUAUCUUCGAAGCUUUUGAUGAGCUGCUGCUUUUGAAAAGAGGAGGCCGUGUCAUUUACGCUGGACCAUUGGGACACCAGUCUUCCAAGCUGGUCGAAUAUUUUCAGGCAAUUCCUGGAAUAACCAGAAUUAAAGAUGGAUACAAUCCUGCAACAUGGAUGCUGGAGGUGUCCAACGUUGACACGGAAAUCCAACUAGGGGUCGAUUUCGCAGACCUCUACCUUAAAUCAUCUCUGUAUCAACGCAACAAGCAGCUAGUAGAGGAAUUGAAGGUGCCAGCUCCGGGAUCUAAAGACCUAUACUUCCCGACUGAGUAUCCACGCUCGUUCCGGGGUCAGGUGGGAUGCACGCUGUGGAAGCAGAACAUAUCAUACUGGAGGAGCCCCAACUACAACCUUGUUCGCUACGGCUUCACGUUUUUCACUGCACUCAUUUGCGGAAGCAUUUUCUGGGGCGUUGGGCAGAAAUACGACACGUUGGAAGAAUUGACAACUACGAUUGGAGCAUUGUAUGGAGCCACACUGUUUCUGUGCUUCAACAAUGCACAGACAGUGCAACCCAUGGUGAGCAUAGAGCGAACUGUCCAUUACCGUGAAAAAGCUGCCGGAAUGUACUCUGCCACAUCGUAUGCACUGGCACAGGUUCUGGUUGAGAUUCCCUACGUCUUGGUCCAAGCAGCGAUGUAUUCAUCUAUCACGUAUUCAAUGCUGGCCUUUAUCUGGACACCGGCUAAAUUCUUCUGGUACUUCUAUACCCAGUGCAUCGGUUUGGUGACCUUCACAUACUACGGGAUGAUGAUGGUGGCGAUUACUCCAAACUUGAUCCUAGCGACCGUCCUUAGCACAUUCUUCUACACGGUUUUCAACCUCUACUCAGGCUUCUUAAUUCCUCGUCCUUACAUCCCUGGGUGGUGGAUAUGGUAUUACUGGUUCUGCCCUGUGGCCUAUUCUGUGUAUGCUCUUCUAGCCUCUCAAUAUGGAGAUGUUACCGAUCGGCUGAACGUUACGGGUUCCCAACCCACCACCGUAAACGUUUACUUGGAUCAGCAAUUUGGCUUCAACCACGACUAUCUGAAGUUUGUGGGGCCGAUUCUCUUCCUGUGGGCGAUACUCUUCGGUGGAGUCUUUGUUUUUGCCAUAAAAUACUUGAACUUCCAGCGCCGGUGAUGCUCCUCCAACCGAGCUGCUGCUGCUUGUGGUGGCAGCACUGUUGUUGUUGAUCCCCUCUGGAAGCAUCACCAUGUGAUAUACACAGAAUGACGUUUUGAUGUCAAUAUUACUUUCAUUUGAAUGAUUGAGUUGCCUGACUGGGAUCCACAACGACUAAUGUGCACAUUUGUUUGAGGUUAUUGUUUGGAUUUUCCCAUGCUAUUUAGUCAGUUUAGACUUGGAUUAGCACAGGCAAGUAUAGACUUUUACAUGCGUGUAAAAGGGCACAGUCCAAGGUUUUACCCACAUGAAGAGCUUUUAAAUGGGUCCUUCGGCUGGAAGAUCAAGAGUAUAUCAGUUAUCAUGAGAAGAAGAAGUAGUUUACGCAAUCAGCCUCGUUUGAUUUGUUUAGCACUCAUUUGUAUUUUUAUAAAUCCUUUCUGGAAGGUGAAAUUCACUUCCAUUGAAUUAAUUUAACUGUCAAGUGGUUAUCCAUGAUUACUAGAC